Pelobates cultripes (western spadefoot toad) is the source of this 23431-nucleotide messenger RNA. The record is from the annotation of a GenBank genome assembly. NCBI's taxonomy places the organism in Eukaryota, Metazoa, Chordata, Amphibia, Anura, Pelobatidae.
CUGAUAUAGAGCCACGCCCACUCACAGGUGGCCAAUGAAUGAGAAGAUGAGGACAUGAUUGACAUGGUUCAGGUAACCGGCCAAUCAGUGUGUGGAUGUGCGUCACGCGGUGAGAUCGAACGUUCAGCAUCGAGAGCCAUUGGGUGGAAUUCACAAGCGGAAGUCGCUUUUUUUUUUCUUUUUCCAGCAUCCUGUAUGAAGGGGAGAGGGCGUGGCGAUGGCUUGGCUUGGCAGAUUUGGUCCAGCGGUCCGGGGUGGUCAUGUGAUCGCCACUCAGUCACGUGAUUUGCAAGAUGGCAGCUUCCCUGCAGCCUGAAGAUCUCCCAGAGCCGGAAGAAGCCAAUGACUCGGAUUUGAGGAGUGUGCUGGUCACUAGUGUCCUAAAUCUAGAGCCAUUGGACAAAGACCUGUUCAGGUACCUGGAGAUUGUUUGUUUAUCCUGUUAUAUAUAUAUUUAUAUAAAAAAUAAUAAUAAAACAGAAAGAUGGGGAAUGCUUUGCCUAUGAGUUCAACAUUUGAACACAUUCCAAGCACCAUAAUCAGUGCAGCUUGCUGUAGUGGUUAUGGUAUUAGGGGUGCUCUGGCACCCUCCCAUUUGAACUUCUUAUCUAGGGUCCACUUGAGUCCACAGAGCUGUUAUAGUGGUCACGGAGCUGGGCGUGUUCCCUUAAAGCAGGGGUUCUCAACUCAGUCCUCAAGGACCCCCUACCAGUCCAGGAUUUAGGGAUUACCUGGAUGUGUCUAAGGUGUUUAGAAAAAGAAGAAAACACACCGUAGACACACCCAGGUAAUCCCUAAAUCCUGGACUGGUAGGGCGUCCUUGAGAACUGGGUUAAGAACACCUGCUUUAAAGGAACAAUAUAGUCACCGGAAGACAUACAGCUUAAUGUAGUUGUUCUUGUGAAUACAGUAAGUCCCUGUAGGCUUUUUUUUUUUUAUUUUUAGACAAAAUGCAGUGGUGACAUUGCUCCCUAGGAACCCAUCCAGUGGCAGUCACUCAGAUGGCCACUAGAGGUGCUUCCUGGGUCAGUGCUGCACAGUAACGUUCAGCGUCUCCACGCUCUGAAUGGAGGCACCGAACUUUCGCCAUAGAGAUGCAUUGAUUCAAUGUAUCUUUAUGAGGCCAUGUUGAUUGGCCAAGGCAACAUUUGGCUCCAGCCUCAUCCUGCCUCCUUGGUUGAGAUCAUCAGUAUUGAGGAUGUGGGAAAACAUUGCAUUGGUUGAAAUGAUCCGCUUCUUUGGCUGGCAUCAUCAGAACUGAUCAGUGCUAGAACCAGCGCCUGCAGAUGCUGUAGUGUCCCACCAGGGUUGACAUUUAAGAAUCAUCUGCCACCUCUCCUGCUACUGGAAAUUUUUAAAUCGCUAUAGUAGAUAUACCACAAUGAAACAUGCAUGCAUUUACUUAUGCUUCAUUUCUUAACAUAGCUUACAAAAGUUGCAGAUUUCUUUUCUUAAACCGUUGCAAUUUCUUGCCUUCUAACCUGGCCCAAACUUUCUGUGGCUGUCCAAUUACAAACUUCCCAAAUGCAGCUCAAUGAGAAUUGCUUUGAGCAAUUGCUGCCUCGUUAAUUUGGCUCCACUGAGCUAAACAGUUAGGAAGUAACCGGUCCAGUUGUCUGACAGCCAGUGGGCGUAACAAGGUUAAUUCAAAAAAAGUGUCAAUUUCUAUUGAAAUCCAUACCUUUUUUGUAAAAUAAAACAAAGAGGACAAACUCUUCACACAUAAAACACUUAAAGGACCACUCUAGGCACCCAGACCACUUCAGCUUAAUGAAGUGGUCUGGGUGCCUGGUCCAGCUAGGGUUAACCCAUUUUUUCAUAAACAUAGCAGUUUCAGAGAAACUGCUAUGUUUAUGAAUGAGUUAAGCCUUCCCCCUAAUCCUCUAGUGGCUGUCUCAUUGACAGCCACUAGAGGCGCUUGCGUGCUUCUCACUGUGAUUUUCACAGUGAGAGCACGCCAGCGUCCAUUGGAAAGCAUUAUGAAUGCUUUCCUAUGUGACCGGCUGAAUGCGUGCGCAACUCUUGCCGCGCGUGCGCAUUCAGCCGCAUGGGAGGAGAAGAGGAGGAUCGGAGGAGGAGAGCUCCUCGAGUAUGUUUUCCUGGCACUAUAGUGGUCCUUUAAAGCAAGCUGAAGUGCUUUAGCGGUCUGGAGUGUCCCUUUAACCCCAACACUGCUAUUAACCUAGUGGCAGCACUAGCAAAUAGUUCGAAUUUCAGUAAAUUCACUUUCCAACUACUAGGUUAAUUUAUGAACCAGAUUUGCCUGUUUCUGAGUAGAAUUUGGUAGAAAUUCGGCAUUAGGUAGGUGUGUGUGUGUGUUAAAAAAAACAGAUAAAAUUUGUAUCUUGUAAUAUCUUUUUUUUAAUUGGACUAACAGAAUUUUUUAAUGACAAGCUUUCGGGAGAACCUUCCUUUCUCAAGUCUGAAGCAUUUCUGAGCAAGAUAACACAUAGAAUUCAAAGUUGAAUUGUGAUUAAAUAUGAGAAUGUGAAAUCUAGUUGUAAUCUGGUAAUUUUCACCAAAUUUUGUUCAUUCGGAAAAAUUCUUUUUUUAAUAAAUAAAUCUCAUACGGAGCACACUUUGGUAAUUGUCAUCUACUAAGUUACUCACUUUGGAUAAUUCUUUGAUUGCUUCACAGAAGGUGGUAGCAACAGAGAAUAAUUCUACAUGUGUUUGCAGAGCCCAUGCUAUUGUAAUAGUGCAUAAAUAUUAGUGAUUCAACCCAUUUAACAUCAUUUUUACACAGGGGAUCUCAUCACUGGAUACCAGCCACACAGAGAUUAUUUGGUGGUCAGAUAGUGGGUCAAGCUUUAGUGGCAGCAGCUAGAUCUGUGAAUGAAGAUGAGCAUGUCCACUCCUUACAUUGCUACUUUGUUCGAGCAGGUAACAUUCUAUUCUUUCUACACAAUAUAUAUUUUGUAUACACACAUAGUGUAUUAUAUAAAAUGAAAUAAGAAAGAGAACAUUUGCAAGGCUUCUAAGGUGAAUCCAAUCUUCAUGGUGACCGUAGUCAAAGUUACAAACCAAUUAGCUAGCACUAGUUCAUUGUAGACUGCAAGUUGACAUAAGGUAGUAAGUUGAACAAGAAUUGAGAACAUUGAUAAUAUGGGUGAGAAGAGUAAUACGAACAGUAAUACCUAUGAAUUCAGGAUCAUUGAAAAGGUUUAGUGCUACUGAUUUUGUUUUGUUUUUUGCCCUCUUAAAUUGCGAUUCCAGUAGAAACAUUAUGUACGUGAAUCAGUGUUAAUUUCACCAACUAACCAUUUUCAUCAGAUGGAAAUUUUCAAGAUUUAGUCAACUAAAACUAAAAAAAUUCAGAUGACUGAAAUACGGCUAAAACUAAAAUUGCUUUUUAGUCAAAAGACUAUGACUAAAACAAAAUGGAAAUUUACCGCCAAAAUUAACCCUAGUGGGUUAGACACAUGGGGGAGGGAGGAGAGGAAAUGAGAUACAUAGUGGGCUGGGGGAAUGAGAUGCAUAGAUGGGCUGGGACACACAAAGCGACAAAGAGGGGCUGUGGAGAGAAAGAGACGGACAGAGGGACUGAAAGGUGGGGGCAAAAAACCCACUGAGAGGCAGGGAAUAGGUAAAAGAGAUCGAUAGGGAAAGGGGCAAAAGAGACAGACAGGGGCUUGUGUGGGAGACACCCAGAGGGACUGGGGGGGAUACAAAGAGAUACAGAGGGGCUGACAAAUGACAAAAGAGACAGACUUUAACUAAACCCAUUUCAUUUAGUCGUGUCAACUAAAAUGUACUGGAGAUUUAGUUGACUAACAGCAAUUCAGAUUACUAAAAUACGACUAAAACUAAAAUGACCUUUUAGUCAAAAGACUAAGACUAAAUUGAAAUUUGCCGCCAAAAUUAACCCUGAGGUGAAUCCAAGCCUACAUGGAAAAUGAGAAAUUAAGUUAUGCUAGGACUAAUGGCAAACCUCUCGCCUGUAUGUUUUCCAUGGUAUCAUCUGUCCACAAGGGACAAAGCCCUUGUAGCGAACUAAUCUAAAGUUUACAAACUGUAAUGAAGGCUGGUAGCUACGACACGUCUCCGUGGAACAUUUAGUCUCCUUCAUUAUGUCACUAGCUGCAUUCCCUUCGUCUAUGACUGGGUGUCUGCGUGCUGUUAUAGCUGAGAAAAAUGACAGAUUCUUCUAAAUGAGUUCAGAGGAGUUUAUUCUUGUAAUAAAGUUAAAAUGACAAUGCUGGGUCAGUAGCGGAUGGCGUGAUGAAUUCAUUAUUGCAUUAUGGUUGUAUCUUACUACUUAGGUGUUAAUGUCAGAACGUCAUCAUGGAUGUUUAGCAUUUCUCAUCUAAAUACACACACAAUGCUCUUUUGAUAGAACUGGUUAAAUUCUACAUCCUGCAUGUAGCUGUACAGCAUGGAAGGGAUACGAUUUAUGCUCACCAGUUUCUCCAGAUAGCAACCUUGAAUACAAGAAAUUAGAUAUAGCAGACAUCUGCAUUUUUUCAGAAUUAACAAUUUCAUUGCAACACAGCAAAUACACAUUAACCCAUUCUUUGCAAUUUUCAUGUUUCAUCAUACGUUUUCUAAAACUAUUCUGUAAAAUAAACUCAAUUUUGCCUUUUCUUCUUUAUUAGCAUCUGUUCGGGUCAGCGUUUCCUCCAUUAACUCUACCCCGGAACAAUUAACAAGUGGCUGUAGAAUUAUGUAGAAUUAAACCCUAUAAAGGAUCCUGGAUAAGCAGUCAAACUGAACUGGCUGGGUUAAUAACAUCGGGAUAAGAAUCUAGAACCCCAGUACCAUAGUAUACUGAUUAAUGAUAAAUGCAUCAAACUCUGCACUAAAUCUUAUAUACUAGCUUUUGGUUGAUCCUUUAAGAGCAGUGUGUCUUUGCUCACUUCCUCUUUACCAUUUUCUUUUUUUUUUUGACAAUCUUUAUUUAUGUAUUCAGUUUUACAAUUUUGAAAGGAUGGGUGUACAGAAGGGAAAAGGGUGGGAAGUCAAACAGUUAUUUGUAUUGCACCAAUGCAGUGAUAGAUAUCCAUAAUAGCAUAACAAUACCCAUUUCCGUGUUUAUAGAUCACACAGUAGUUGAGAGCUGUGGGUAUACCCAUUAUCGAGUGCAAUUCGACCUGUUCUGUAUCUGUGAGUGUCCUAUGUCUUUGAUAUUCUCAUACCCCCAACCAUUUGGGACUUCUUGCAGCUCAGGGCGUGAUAUUCGUGGGAGGGGUGUGGGGCCCAGCCAAGUGCAAGUUUGUAGAGGCUGUAUGUGUGGGUGGGUCUGCUUGUGGCGGGGCUUCCCGGCGGGUUUGUUUAGGGCUUUUCAAAUGUUGUGGCUAGGGUGUCCUGUCCCGUCCCACCUGUGUCCAGGUGUACGAGCCCUGUAAGGAAUGUUCUUUUCUGUGGUUGGGGGAGCAUGAGUAAGAGAUAUGUCCCGCGGGUGUGCGAGCCUAGCAGGUGGUAUUGCAUGUGUGUUGUUGGGUUGCUUCUGGGGCUAAAAGCUGUGGGGUCUAUUGUGCGGUGGAUCUAGCUUAUGGGCCAUUAGAUUUUUGGGCGUUUAGGGUAUCUUGUGUGUUUCUGUCCCUUAAUAUCGCUUUUGUGAGUUCUAUCUGCUGUCCCUCUGUGGAUCCGUGUUUGGUAUGGAACAUCUGUAUAUGUUCUCUUGGAUUAAAUGUCUCAGUCAAGUACGUGGUGUGGGGUGGUCUGGUCAAGCAGAAGUCAAGAGGCUGAGGGGGUUAUAUGGGGUGGGGUGGCGGGUGCAGUCUAGCUGGGGAAAAGAGGAAGCAAGAUUAGGAGUAAGGCGGGAGAGGGCAUCGGUAACUUAUCGGAGCGAAGUUUUUCAUGAGGCUGAGCCUGCUGCCGCGGUGUAUAGGUUAGGUGGCAUUUCUCCGAAUGGCCCCGGAGGGCUGCUGUCAUGGACUCCAUGGAAUGUAUUUCUCCCACUCUAUCCACCCAUUGUUGGAAGGUGGGGGAAGUCGGUUUUUUCCACAGGGUGGGUAUCAGUGAUUUAGCUGCAGUCAGUAGGUGUCUAGUGAGGGAUUUUUUGUAUGUUUGCAGCGAAAUGCUGGUGUGAUGUAGUAGCAUGGGUAGGGGUUGAAGUGGGAACUCAGGGUCUGAUAUCUCUCGUAUUUUGGUGUUUACCAUCUCCCAGAAUGGGACGAUGGCUGGGCAGGUCCACCAUAUGUGGAUCAUGGUGCCUCUCUCUGCUCCGCAUCUCCAGCAAUUUUCGUCAUUGUCCGGGUUCAUGCGAUGCAUUAUGUCAGGGGUUCGGUACCAGGUGGUUAGUAGUUUAUAGCUCAUCUCCUGGAAUUUUGAGCUAAUAGAGCUUUUGUGUGUGAGUAGGAAUAUUUUAUCCCAUUCACGGGCCUCAAGUACCUCCCCCGUCUCCCUCUCCCAUCUGGCGAUGUAUUUCGGUGGUGGUCUAUUCUCACCCUCCAAUAGCAGUGCAUAUAGCGUCGAGAUCCCUCUCUCGAUGUGUCGUCUACUGAUGCAUAUUUUUUCAAAAUAUGUGGGGUCUCGGUGGAAUUGCUGUUUGGCUGUCGCGGAGUUGUAGAAGGAUUUGACCUGGUGAUAUCUGAACCGGUCGAGCAUCGUUGGUGCAGUAUCAGGGAUUAGUUCGGGUAUGGUUUUCAGUGCGCUGUUGUUGCACCAUUGGCGUAUAUAGGACCAAUCGGACCGGCCAAAGUUUCUUAGGUCAGCGGGUGACAGUCCUCCUCCAAUGUCUGGGUUAUGGGUGAGGGGUGUAAGCGGGUUGCUAUGUGUCGUCAGCUGGUAGGGGAAUCGGAGAGCGCACCAUACUUUUAGGGUUGCGGCUAUCAGAGGGUUGCCGGUGUUGAGGGCGUUCGGUGUAAUUCCCGUCCUCCAUAGUUCCGAGGGUAUUUUCCCCUCGGCCUGAGCUAGUUCUGCCCGCACCCAUAGUUUCUCCGUUGGAUGCGAGUGCCAGUCAGUGACCCUCAGCAAAUGGGUUGCUCGGUAGUAGCCAAUGAUCGAGGGGAGUCCCGCUCCCCCCUGCAAUUUGGGUAGCUCCAGUUGGAGCUUGCUGAUUCUCGGAGCUCCUCUUUUCCAUACGAAGUGUCGAAUCGCGGUGGAAAUAUUGUGGAAAAAGGCCCGAGGGACGGUGAUCGGGAUUGUCUGGAAGAGAUACAGAAUGCGCGGGAGGAUGUUCAUUUUUAUUGCGUUAAUACGACCGAACCACGAAAUGUAGAGGUCAGUCCAUUUGGCCAUGUCAGCCUGUAGGGAGGUGAGGAUUGGGGCAAAAUUAGCCUGGUAAAGAUGUGAGAGGUCUUUAGUCAACCAAAUGCCGAGAUAUUUCAAUUUGGUACCGCACCAUCUGAACCCGUAGUGGGAGCGUAGUUGCGCCCCGAGUGCGGCUGGGGCCGCGAUGUUCAUGGCCUCCGACUUGUCGGUGUUGAGUUUCAGGUUCGAGAUCCUCCCAAAUCGUUGGAAUAGGCCUAGUGUGUUUGGGAUGGAGAUCAGGGGUUGUCCCAGGAAGAACAGCAGGUCAUCGGCGUAUGCCGCUACCCGAUGUUCUACGUUCCCUAUUGUGUGUCCUGUGAUUCCCCCGUCCAUCCUGACCGCCUCCAGGAACGGUUCCAGGGAGAGGGCGAACAGCAGGGGGGACAGGGGACACCCCUGUCGUGUGCCAUUUCGUAUAGGGAAUGGCUCUGAGAGGGCACCGUUGACUCGUAUUCGAGCCGUGGGUGUCGUGUAGAGUGCCGCUAUCCAUGUUCGGAUAUUAGGUCCGAGUCCCAUGUGUUGUAGGGUGGCUGCGAGGUAGGCCCAGUCCACUCGGUCGAAGGCCUUUUCAGCGUCCGUGGAGAGGAGAGUAAGAUGCCGACCCUGCCUUCGAGCCGAGUGGAUAAUGUUGAGGGCCCGUAUGGUGUUGUCCCGUGAUUCUCUGCCUGGGAUGAAGCCCACCUGGUCCGGGUGGACCAGUGAGGGAAGCACCCCGGCAAGACGGAGGGCCAUGGCCUUCGCAAACAACUUUAGGUCUGCAUUCAGGAGGGAAAUGGGGCGGUAACUCGCACAGCAGGCUGGAUCUUUUCCCUCUUUAGGUAGGACCGUAACCACGGCCCUGAGGGUGUCCAUCGGGAACUGUUCGCCCUCUAGCAGAGAGUUCAGGCCUGUCAACAGGUGCGGCAGCAGAACGUCUCUAAAUGUGCGAAGGUAGCUCCCAGGGAGACCAUCUGGACCCGGCGCCCUGUUUGAUUUGGUUAGUUUAAGCGCCGCAGUUAGUUCCUCCAGGGACAGGGGCUGUUCCAUGUUCGCGGCUUGGUCGGGGGUGAGUUUCCGGGUGACGUGUUUGGUGAGGAAGUCUGUUAGCUCGCGUUUGUGUUGUGCGGGGAGAAGUGCGCUGGGCGUGUCGGCCAGGUUAUAUAGGCUUGUGUAGUAUUCCCUGAAUGCUUGUAGGAUCUCUGCUGGCAGUCUCGUUUCCUGUUGGCCAUGGGCUUUUAUUUUGUGAAUGUGGGUUUGCCUCCGUCUCUGCUGCAAAGUCCGAGCCAGCAGUCUACCGCAUUUAUUCGAGUGUUCAUAAAAAAAGCGGUGUGAGCUGUGUACCACUUUAAGCAGCUUCUGCGAGAGUAUGUCCCUAAGCUGUCUUCUCGCGUUGGUCAGUUGGAGGUAGAUGUCUUCUGUCAAAUCCCUUUUAUGGGUGGAUUCGAGUUCAGUUAUCCGUUUAGUCAAUUCAAGGAUGCGUCUGGUGUUCUCCCGUUUGCGUUGUGUGCAAAGAUUUAUGUAGUGCCCCCUGAUUACGCAUUUGUGCGCCUCCCAGGUUGUCAGGGGGGACACGUCCGGGGUGGUGUUUGUUUCAAAAUAUUGGGUAAGGACCUGUGUGGUCAGCCUAGAGCAUUCUGUAUCCGAUAGUAUAGUUUCGUUUAAUCGCCAGUGGCGCUCCCGUGGCUUGAAGAGGGGCGAUUGAAUCUGGAUGGACACAGGGGCGUGAUCAGAGUCUCCUUGGAUCCCAAUGUCUGCGGUGAUAAGCAGGGGGAGGAACUCUUGCGCGAUAAAGACGUAAUCUAUCCUGCUGUAUUGAUUGUGGGGGGCAGAGUAGCAGGUAUAAUCCCUGCUGUCCGGGUGUGCCGCCCGCCAGCAGUCGGAUAGGCCUAGUCUGUUGAGUGUUUGUUUGGUCCUGCGUAUGCAGUGGUCUGGGAUGGUGCUGUCACCCCUUGACGUGUCUACUCGGGGGUCCAGAGGGGUGUUCAAGUCACCCGCUAAUAUCAGUAAGCCUUCCUUGAAUUUGUCUAAGCGGGACAGUGCCUUAGCCAGGAAUGUGUGUUGACCCCGGUUGGGGCAGUACACAUUAGCUAGGGUAUACGGGCGAUCUGCUAUGGUUCCUUUUAUGAAGAGAUACCGUCCCAGCGGGUCAACCUGUGUGGCGGUGCAUUGGAAGGGCACCGUCCCUGCGAAGAGGAUUGCCACACCUGAUUUUUUGGAGUCCUGGUGGUUCGCGAAAAAGCCCUGGGGGAAUCUUUUAUCAUGUAAUGUGGGGGCUGACCCAUCUUUAAAGUGGGUCUCCUGCAGAAAUGCCACGGAGACCUUCUGGGACCACAGUGUCCGUAGAAGAUGUGAGCGCUUCUCGGGGAUGUUCAAGCCCCUUAUGUUGUUGGACCAGAACCGAAGCGGGGCUGAUUGAAAUUUUUGAGACAUCGCGGCAGAGGCUGGCCAGGCUGGGAUGGGGAAGUGGGAGGUGGGGUGGAGGGGUGAGGGGAAAAGAGAGAGGGGGGGGGAGAGAAGUUAGAUAUAAUAAGUGGAGGGGGGGAGGAGAGAUGUCGGGGAGAGCAAGUCUGUCGGUGACCGUCGGUGUGUGUGUGGGGGAUAGUGUGGUCAGGGGUAAAAGACAACAGUGACCCAAGAUCGGUCGUGUUCCCCAGGGGACGUCCGAUCCGUCUAUGGUCGGUAAGACCUCUGGGCCCGAUCGAAUUUACAAGCCGAGUCGGUUGUGUGGGGUUGUAGUAACCAGGUGGAGUGAAAUUCUCAUGGGGAAAUUGAGGCUACUGCUUGUGCCCGGCUCAAGUGAGUUGCUCGGGUAACCUGAGCCUGGGGAGCCAAUCGCUCGAGAACGUAUCGCCGCCGUGAGCUGCAGACCCUUUGUGUAUAUAUCAGAGAAUUAUGUAACGAAGAAGAAGAAGAAGAAGAAGAUGAUUUAGGAGGGGUUAACUUGAACAUUAUAGCAUAAACUUGGCCUAACGUAGUAUACUAUUAAACGGCCGGAGCCAGGCCUGUCCCGCCUCAUGGUCCCCUAACAGUCCUCGCCCACCUCUUUAGUCCCCCCCGCGGGUGUCAGCUCCCCCCUGGAACGUCUGUGGUGCCUACCUCGGAUCUCUCCUCCCCAUUGUGUCUGUGUCUCAGGUCCCACUAGCCCAGUUAGAAGCCUCCGUUUAUCGGGCCCACUUAUUCCCCCAACCCGAGGCCUGGUGUGGUGCCCCCCCUAUAUGCUUGGGCUAGGUAUCAUAGGCUUGUAGUGUCUGUCUUGUUGGCUACAGGGGGUGUAGUGUCGCCCCCUCCCCGCACCACCCCGCACAGGCACCCGGCCCCGCUCCCCGCCUGCUCCCUCUGUGUCCCCCAAGCCCGCUAGUUCCACGAACUUCCCUCCUGCACCCGAGCAAAACUAGUAAGGGGAACCUUUAACAGCCACAUGUGGAGGGAUAGGAGUGCCCAGGUUGUGUGCCCAAGGCCCACCCGCGCCCCUAUGAUGGAGUGACCAUGAUCGUAGAGUAAGUUAGCCCUCCACACGUGUGGGUUUCGUGUCUGCUAUCCCUCCUCCCAAGUAGGCUUUUCCCACCCGCAAGUAGGGUGAGUUUCGUGUCUGCUAUCCCUCCUCCCAAGUAGGCUUUUCCCACCCGCUGUAGCUUUCUGGACUUUUCACGACUUAAAGGGACAUUAUAGGCACCCAGACCACUUCCGCUCAUUAAAUUGGUCUGGGUGCAAUGGUUCCUUCAGUUUAACCCUGCAGUUUUAUUAAUUGUUGUUACUGAUAAACUGCAAUAUUUACCUUGCAGGGUUAACUCCACCUCUAGUGGCUGUCUAUCAGGCGACAAAGGGGUUUUUAACCCUUUCAGCACCAACGUUGUAUUACCAGCACUACAGUUUCCUUUUAAAGGAUCUGCUGCUAAUGUCUUAGUGCCAGAUAUUUCAGCACAUGUUUAUAGGUCUUGUGGAGUCUAUGCCUUGACACAUCAGAGCAGUAUUGGCAUCACAAGUGAGACCUACACAAUAUUAGGCAGGUGUUUUUUGUUUUUUUUGUGAAUAUGUUCUUUUGUUUUUCCAUUUUAAUUAACAGUGAGACUUGCAAGUCUCCAUUUGCGUUUAACCUGUAGCAUUUUAAAGAUUUGCAUAUUUAUUUGGGCUCGCAGGUCCCUUGCAUCUUUCCGUUUUAAGGAUAUGUGUGUGUGAAUACAUCUAUUGUGAAAGCAUGGAUGAAAUAAGGUCGUGUAACAGCCCGGAUCCUGUGACCCGCAGGUCCGCAUCUUUCGUCUUUGCCCCCUUUGAUGGUCCCUGUAUGGUUUGUGUGUACACAUUGUCUAUGUGUCUGGUCUUCUCGUGUCUGUUUUAGUAUUAAGUGGUCACCUUAGUACUGGUAUGAUGGUGUUGCGGGGGGUGUUACAGCACCUGUGAACGGUCUUCUCCCUAUCUCUCUGGUUUUGUGGCGUCUUUUGUCUAGAUUCGUGGUGGGGUCGAUAUCAUGUUAGUGAAGUCUGGUUCGUUUGUCUUCAGUAUCCAAUGUGUCCAAGUGUUGAGAUACGCUUGGAAUGUUUCAUUUGCGGUGUGGUGGAGUUCCUCUAGGGAUCUCAGUUCCUCCAUUUGUGUGAACCAGGCUUUCAGGGUAGGGGUAACCUGUUGCUUCCAAUACUGUGGUAUUAUCGUUUAAGCCGUGUUCAGUGUGCGGAUUGUGAGCGAUUUCUUAUACGCUGUUCUAGGGAUCUUGGUGUGGUAUAAAAGCAUUGCUGCUGGGCUGAGUGGAAGGGUCGUCUGUAAACUUCCCUAAUAUCUUGUGUGUAUCUUUCCAGUACCGGGCUAUCUUUUUGCACUCCCACCAGAUGUGUAGGAGCAUACCUCCUUCCUCCCCGCACCUCCAACACUGGGGGGAGUGUGAUGGGAUGCGUGCAUGUAGCGUCGCGGGAGUAUAGUACUAGUGCGUCAAUAAUUUAUAUGCCGUUUCUUGUGUCUUGCUAAAUCUGGAACAGUGGUGUGUGAGCAUAUUUUCUCCCAUUCUGCAUUGUCAAAAGUAUUGCCUAGUGCCGCCUCCCACUUCCCCAUGAAUCGUGGUUGUUCUUUUGGUGUGAGUGUUAGUAAUAGGGUGUAUAGAACGGACACUCCAUGUGCUAGUGGGUUGGGGUCCAGGCAUAGAUUCUCGAAGGAGGUAGUAGCCUGUUGUAGUAUUGGUCCUUGUGGGAGUGAGGUGAUAUAGCUCCGGAUCUGUUUGUAUUUUAGGUGCAUCAGGAGGGUGUGUUCUGUGUCCCCCCUCAGGUCCUUGAGUGUCUUAAUGCCCUCUGUUGUGUGGAUGUGUCUAAGUCUGGGUAAUGGGUCCUGGAUUAGGUCUUUAAACGCUUUCGGGUCUAGUCCCAGUGGAAAGUCAGGGUUAUGGAUCAGUGGUAAUAGGGGGGUUGGGUAUGAGGUUAGGCCGUGUCUCCCUUUUGUGCAGUUCCACUUUCGUAAGGUCGCUCUCGUGUAGGGGGAUUGUUUCGUAUCGCCUUUCUGAGCCUCGGGUGGUAGCCUCAUGUUCCUCUGCCUGUUUCCACUGUUUGUGUUCCUGGUUUAGUCCAUUCCAUUAUCCGCAUGAAAUGGCAGGCCCUAUAGUAGAGGGUGAAAUCCGGCAAUGCCAGUCCGCCCCUGUCUUUUGGUUGUGUUAAUAAUGUGUGGCGUAGCCUGGGCUUUUUCCCGUUCCAGACGUAUUGUUAAUGUUGAGUAUGAAUGAUUUAGCAAGGUCAAUUUUUAGGUUGGAGAGUCUACCGAAAUCCUGAAAUGCUUUCAGUAUGUUGGGGAGGGAUAUUUCUGGGUUAGUUAUAUAAAACAGUAAGUCAUCGGCAUACGCCGUGAUUUUGUGGUGGAUCGUCCCUAUCUACAUCCCUGAAAUGUCUGGGUUGUUUCUAAAGGCCACUAGCAGGGGCUCUAGGGCAAGGACAAAGAGGUUCGGGGACAGGGGGCAUCCCUGGCGUGUGCCGUCUUGUAUGUCGAAUGGUUCCGACAAGGCGCCGUUUAUGACCACCUGAGCAGAGGGUUGCUUAUAUAAUGCUUCAAUCCACCCUCGAAUUCCCGGGCCCAGACCAAUGUGCGCUAGGGUCUGGAAUAGUCAAAGGCCUCCGCGUCCGUGGAUAGCAGGAGAAGGCCUCCCGGAGUACGCCUACCGCUGUGCAUCAGUGUGAGGCUGCGCAUGUUGUCUUCUCAUGCUUCUCGUCCCAGCACGAACCCCACCUGGUCAGGAUGCACCAGAAUGGGCACAUGUGCCUGUAGUCUAGUUGCCAAUAUUUUGGCUAGUAAUUUGAGGUCACAGUUUAUGAGCGAGAUUGGGCGAUAAUUUCCACACUGUUCCCCGUCUUUUCCUUCUUUGGGGAAUAUUGUAAUGUGCACUGCCUGUGAUUGCUUGGGGAAGUGGUGACCUCCUUUGAUGGCAUUUAAUGUUAUUAGUGGGGUGUAUAGGAUGUCUGCGUAUGCCUUAUAGUAGCAGAGCGGCAGGCCGUCCGGGCCCAGGCUUCUGCCUGGUUUUGUCUGUUUCACUGCUGCAGCUAAUUCCUCAUGUCUCCCUGUCCAGGAGCUCCAUGAUGUCUCUGUCUAGUGUGGGUGUCGAGUGCGAGCUCAGGUAAUCUUUUAUUGAGUCUGUUAGGUGUUUGUCCGCCCGGUGCGUCUGUGGCCUUCGGAGUGUAUAUAAAUUUGCGUAGUAUUCUCUGAUUACUUCCUGUAUCUUUAGGGGCAGUCUGUGUAGUGUGUUCGUGCUAUCCCUGAUGCGAUCAAUGUAUGUCUGUUGCCGGCGUUUGGCUAGCAUUCGUGCCAGUAACCUGCCGCUCUUGUUGCCGUGUAGUGCAAAGAAUGCUUUAUGUCGCAGCGCGUCCCUGUGGUACCUCGUAUGGAGCAGUUUAGUGAGAUCUCUGCGUAAUGUGAGCAGUUGUCUCUGCGUUUCCGGUGUCUAUCUCCUGUAUUUUCCUCAGAGUGUUGGUCAUGGCCGCCCCCCUUUGUGUAUGGCACUCUUUUGCAGGAAAUGGCCCCUGACCAUACUCUUGUGUGCCUCCCACAUGAUCGUUGGGGAUGUGUGGGCUGGUGUGUUCAUGGCAAAGUAUUCUCGGAGGAUUGUUCCGAUUUCUGUUUUUACCUCUGCUACAGAGAGUAAGUGUUCGUUAAGCCGCCACUUGGCCACUUUAGGUCUGUAUAGUGGGGACGCUAUGGUGAGUGUCACGGGGGCGUGGUCUGACCAUGUUGCUGUGCCCUGUUCUACCUGUAGGACAAGAGGGAGAUGAUAGUGUGUUAAGAAGUAGUAGUCAAUUCUGGUAUACGAAUUGUGGGGGUGGGAAAAGAACGUAUAGUCCCUCUCGUCUGGGUGGUGUGCUCUGCAGCUGUCCACUAGUUUAUGUUUGGAUAUGAGGUUUUUGAGUGCGGUCAAGUGUGGCGCUGGGAUGUGGGAGGUGCCUGUGGAUGUAUCCCAUUUCAGGUCUAGUGCUAGGUUAAGGGCUCCUCCCACCACCAGGAUACCCUACGCAAAUUCCCGCACCUUGCGGAGGAUUACCAAGAGGAAUCUGUGGUGUCUCUGAUUAGGGGCAUAGAUAUUGGCGAAAGUGUAAAUCUGCCCUGCUAUCGUUCCUUUUAUGAGUACAUAUCUGCCCUCCUGGUCUGUCUGUAAUCCCUGCUCUUGGAAAGGGAUUCCCUUAUGUAUUAGGAUCGCCGUUCCCUGUGCCUUGCCCCCUGGUAGUCGCUAUAGUAACCUGUGGGGUAUUGGUGAUUAUGCAGCUUUGAUCUCGCCCCUUCCUUAAAGUGUGUCUCUUGAAUGUAUACUAUAGAGGCUCUAGCAGCGUGGAAUUCUUUUAGGGCUGUCGAUCUCUUUUCGGGUUUGUUCAGUCCCCCUGCAUUUAUGAUGACUACCGUGAGGUUAGCAGGUAUCAGUGUCAUGUUUAGCAAAUCUCUGCUAGUCCUGGACCCGGGCUGCCACGAGUCAGAGGGGUAGGGGUUAGUUAUUCUCAGAAGUACUUCUGAAGGUUAUGUAGGGAUGUGGUCUGGGGUGCCCGCCGCCAAGGCGGCGUUAAGGUAUCAGCGUCUAGGUGGCCGUUUAGGACACCCUCGGGUCUUAGGUGUCACCCACCUAAAGUUGGCGCUUGUCCCUUGUGGGAGUGGAAGAAAGGACGAGGCCUCUAGUCGGGUCUAGUUGUAUGUGGUUACUUCCGGGUGUGUCGCCCUGCGAUUCCUUCCCCGAUUGUACCUUGUGCCUCUAACAGUGUCCCGCGUCUUUCCCUGUGAGGCUCUAUAUGUGGAUGUGUGUUUGGUGUGCGUCCUCACCUCGGACGUGUGAUGCAUCUUUACAUCGACUGAAACGUAACUGUUACAACAUUAUGUUUAACAUGAAACAGAACUUCAUCCAAAACAGAUUUUUACCUUUGCAUUAUACCUUGUUAGCCAUGUUGCCAACCCCUAGAGUGCUAUAUUGUAGUUAGAGAUGCAUCUGUAUGUGCAUUGACCUGCGUGUUGCUUGGCUCCCAGUUCCUCGCCCCCUAGGUUCCCUGUCCCGUGUGUAUGCUUGGAGUCCCUCCCCUCCUUCCUUCCCCCCUGUUCUCUUAUGAACGUGUUUUAUGCUUGACAGUCUCUCCAACAUCCCUACCACUGCACUCUGCCCAUGUGUUGUUGGUGUCUCUUCCCCUCCCCUACUUCCGUAUGAGCGUCUGCCAGUAGGCACUAUGUCGUAUGUGUGUUAGUUUCUGAGUAUCUUCUGAUAUGUUUGUCUCACAUCUUACGGUUACACAGUAGCUAUGCCCUUUCCUCUGCCCCCUUCUAGAUGUCUGAGCGAGGUGGACCCCCGCUCCCCAUCCUGUUCCUGGGUAGGUCAUCACUAGGCUAUUGUGGGGAGUGCGGUUGUCUGCGUCGGUCGUCUUCCAUCCUUAUGUCCCCCUCUCCAAUUGUUGCCAUGUUCAUUACAAUAAGCAUCAUCCUGUCAACUCUCCCAUCCCCUCCCGCCUCCCUCCAUUACUGUUACUUGAUGAGUAAUCGUCCUUUUAGUUGGGCUGUAGUUUGUUUAGUCUCUCUGACCUGUCGGUCAGCCGUGUACGGUACUUGCAUUUACUCUGGAGUUGAAGAAGUCUUUGUUUUCCUGGGACAGAAGCCAGGUGCUGAAUGGGUCCGUAGUUCUGGGGCCUCUGGUUUGCGUCUGCGGAUGGGUUGCUGGUCAGUUGAGAUGUAUCUUUGUUAUUCCUUUUCCUGGAGAGAACUGUCCCCUUGUAUUCCGCUGUGCCCAGAGGGUCCGAUCAGUAAUUCUGUGUGUUGUGCUGUGGUGCAUGGGUCAGGCGUCUGGCAGUGUCUGCGUCCAGUGUUGAGUUGGUUGGGCAGGGGGAGGGUCCCCAGUGGGCGAGGUAGGUGUCUCGUUAAGGCCUGGCUAGUCCUAUGUUAGUCCCUACCUCAUCUCAGAGGCCCCGUGGGCCGAUCGCUUGUUGGCGGGAGGUCCUUGGGAUCUGGGUGCCUGCAGUCUGGGUCUUCGGGCCCUGAAUGGGUGUAUAGAGGGCUAGAGGAUCCAGCCAUUGCAGUGGGGCCGGGGUGAUCUGCAGCUCCCUCCCGAGAGCAUCCAUGUCGGCCUCUUCCUUUACCAUGUAGGGGCCUCGUGGUGUGUGGACCUGCAGUCCGUUCGGGAAGCACCAUCGGUAUUUAAUUCUGUUCGCUUGCAGUUGUCUGGUGAAUGGGCGCAGGGCCCGGCGAUACGCCAGGGUCGUGGGAGAUAGAUCCGGGUACAGUUGGAUCUUAGUGGCUCCCAGUAGGGCCUUGCCCGCGUCUCUUGCUCUCCUCAGUGUCUCUUCCUUCAAUUGAAAAUUUGCAAAGCAACAUAUUGCAUCUCUGGGUUGACUUCCUGGGGGACCCUUUGGUCUGAGUGUCCGGUGUGUUCUCACCAAUUCCAUUGGUUCUUGCGGUGUGUGUGUGGCCCAGCAAUUUGUUGAAUACCUCCGUUAGGGUGGACUGUAGUGGAGUGGUGUCGUCCACCUCCUCUGGGAUCCCUCGGACCCUAAUAUUCUGUCUCCUCCCCUGGUUAUCUAGGUCCUCUAGGUGGUAUGCCAUCUGUUGGGCGUUACGCUGCAGGGUCCCUGUGUUGGCGGACUGCGCCGCUUGCAUGUGGUCGCUGUCCGCCUCGAGCUGGGAGACCCUCUGGCUUAGGCCGCAGAGUUCCUCCCGCAUUGGCCUGUAUUUCUUCAGUGAUGGAGGCUGUUAUUAGCUUCCAUCAGGUCCACUUUAGUAGGCAGGCUGCGGAGGAUGUGCAUUAGUUCCGGGUGUGUUUCAGCGGGGUAGAGUGUAGGUGUCUUGGCUAGUGCUUCCUCGCCACAUAGGGAGGGCGAGAUCACCCUGCCCGAGGCCGUUGAGUCGUUGGAGGCCUGUGCAUCCCGGUCCGCCGGGGUCGUCAGGAAUCGCCGCAUGGAUGGAUUUGUGUUCCCACUUGGGGUGUCCGUGGGCUUCGAAGUGUGUGAUGCUCUUUGUGACUUGCCCAUUUUCUGGCCAAUUAGGUGCUUUAGGCGAGGUUGUACUUAGAGCCUUGCAGGGAGCUCAGGCUUCACGCCGCCAUCUUCCUCGGCUUCCAAGCCACGCCUCCUCUAGGCAGGUUGUUUUAAUGUUGUGGCUCAUCAGUGCUCACCUAAUUAAUCUUUCUGCAUAUGUCCACAAUAGGUGACCCUAAAGUUCCAGUAUUGUACCAAGUGGAAAGGACUCGUGAUGGCCGCAGUUUCAGUGUGCGUUCUGUGAAGGCUGUUCAACAUGGUGUGCCAAUCCUGACAUGCCAGGCUUCAUUCCACCGUUCCCAGGAGAGUCCACUCACGCAUCAGUUCACAAUGCCCACGGUGCCCCCACCAGAGGAACUGCUUACUAGAGAGCAGCUAAUACAAAAGUACUUACGGUAAUUACAGUUAAUUACAGCAACUUAUUUUGAGAGAAGAAUUGCGAUUCCUGGAUAAGUAUGGUAUAGCCAGUGGAAAUUCUAGAAGGAACAGAACUGCUAUUUUAAAUUUGUUGUGCAGAUAUUUUUUUUAUAAAAUGAAGCAUACUUGUGUGACCUGACCUGGUUGUGAUGUCCUCUGCCUAUCCUCUAAUAGGGAUCCCUCUCUGGUGGAAAAGCACAGAAUGGGCUUAAACAAGAUCCUGGCACAAGAGGUUCCAAUCCUGAUUAAACCUAUUAACCCUCCAGAUAUGUUCCAUCGUUUACCACAGGAACCACGCCAAAUGUUCUGGGUACGAGCUAAGGGAUUGAUUGGUAAGUUGAGAAUUUAAAACUCUGGUUACAGCAUUUGAAAAAAGUAUAACAGCCUAGAGUAGUUUUACCUUUGCCAAUAUCAGAUGUUCCAGGGUCACUAUUCCAACUGGACCUGGGAGUGGGUGGGGAGGCGUGCAAAACUGUUAAAAGGGACACUAUAGUCACCAGAACAAUUACAGCUUAUUGCAUUUGUUCUGGUAAGUAGAAUCAUUCUGUUCAGGUUUUUGCUGUAAACACUUUCUUUUCAGAGACAUUACAGCCUAGUGAUAACUCCACUGGCCAUUCAUUUAGAUUGCUGUUAGAGGUGCUUACUGGGGCAGUGCUGCACAGUGAGCAGCACUGUCAUUCAGUGUGUCCACCCUCAGCAUGCAGACACUGAACUUUCCUCAUAGAGAUGCAUUGAUUCAAAUUAUCUCUGAGGAGAUGCUGAUUGGCCAGGGCUGUGUUUGACUUGUGCUGGCUCUGCCCUUGAUCUGCCUCCUUGACAGUCUCAGACAAUCCUAUGGAGAAGCAUUGGAACUGACUCGGACCACCACUUCUGAUGAUGGUAGCUGGCAGGUCAGAGGCAGACAGGGGCAGAGCCAGCAGCUGCAGAUUUGAAUACAAGUAAGAUUUGACUAUAUUUAGGGAGGCAAGGUGGGGCUAGAUGGUGUUUUUACACUAUAGGGUCAGAAAUACAUGUUUGUGUUCCUGACCCUAUAGUGUUCCUUAAAUAUACUCCAAAUUCGGUAAUAUAUAAAAUGAGAAAUAAUCAGAGGAAGCAUGUGGUCUCCUGCAGUUGCAAACAACAUUAAGUGCUCCCUUGCGAUCCUGCAGCUCAGAUAAUUAUUCAGAGCACCGCUGUUGAGUUAUCAUAACAAUGCUAUAAAUCAUUUAAUGAGGACUGGAUUGGAAGAGCAUUUACCAGAGAUGCAGACCACAUGUUUCUCAACUAGACCACCAACAAACUGUCAUCAGCACCACAGGGAACUAUUCUCUAUCUUUGCUGGAAGUGGCUGAAAAAAAAACAAAUCCAAAACUGUAUAAUUAUAAUACACACAACACACUCUGCCAUCCCACAAGACACAGCCACUUUUGCUGUGGGGAUCUGUGAAACCCAUGUACUCUGUGGAUUUUAUUGUGUUACAGUGAUGCUCUCUGCACAGUACUGCGAGUUGCAUUGCUAAGGAGCUCUGUGAUACAUUCAUACACAACAUUCACAUACUGCAUAUUACUGUGGAGUUGUUUUAUUAUGGAGGUCUGCGACUCUGCAAAUAACUAGUGUCACAGGGCUCUAUAGCAGUAACAUGCACAAACUCUAUAUUAUUCUGAAUUGUAUUGCUGUGGAGUUCUGUGAUACAUUCAUACAUUAUACAUUAUUGUGAGUUGUAUUGCUGAGGGUGGGGUGCAAGGAGAAAGGGGCCCUUUUUCAUUUCCUGCAACAGGGCAAUGCAAUUUCUUACUAACCACACUGAAUUUAAUUUCAACUACUCCUGAGAAUACAGCACCAGUCCACGCACCUUCCCUCCACCUCACUGAUAUCCAGUGAAACAAUAUCCCUGUGUGGCAGUGUACACCCGCAGAUGCUGUUGAGUCAUCUUAGUGGAAAUUUCUGCAGACUGUAUUGGUGUAAAUAUUCACAUGACACAGACAACAUCUAAUGAAAAUAUGAUGGACUACAUACACGCACAUGUUAGAAUACUCAAGCACAUGUGCAGUGCACCUCCUAUUCAUCUAUGUGGGAACAAGAGGAUAGGCUGGAAGCUCUGAGCUUUAUAUGAAGCGCCCUGAUAGGCUUUUCAAAAUUGGUGGUCGCAAUGGAUUUACUGUACAAGACAGGCAAAGUGAAUGGAGAACUGCUUGUACAUCAAAAAUUAGACUGACACUAUAGUCACCUAAACAACUUUAGCGUAAUGAAGCAGUUUUAGUGUAUAGAUCAUGCCUCUCAGGUUUCACAGCUCAAUUCAAUGCCUUUUAGGAGUUAAAUCACAUUGUUUCUGUUUAUGCAGUCCUUGUCACACCUCCCCUGGCUCUGACUGACAAAGCCUGCCUAAACAAAAAUGGUUUCACUUUCAAUCAGAUGUAAUUUACCUUAAAUAUUUUUAUCUCUUGCUCUCUAAAUUGAACUUUAAUAACAUACAAGAUGCUCUUGCAGGAUCUAGCAAGCUAUUAACAUAGCAGGGGAUAAGAGAAUCUAAAUUAAACAGAACUUGCAAUAAAGGAAGGAUAAACAUUAGAUGACUCUUUACAUGAAGUGUUUAUGAAGGCUGUGUAAGUCUCAUGCAGGAAGGUGUGACUAGGUUUCAUAAACAAAGGGAUUUAACUCCUAAAUGGCAGAGAAAUGAGCAGUGGGACUCCAGGGGCAUGAUCUAUACACCAAAACGUUUUCAUUAAGCCAGGGGUGGGCAAUCUGCGGCCCUCCAGAUGUUUUGGGCUACAUCUCCCUUAAUACUUUGCUAGUAUUAUGGCCCUAAGAGCAUUAUGGGAGAUAUAGUCCAAAACAUCUGGAGGGUCGUAGAUUGCCCACCCCUGCAUUAAGCUAAAGUUGUUUUGGUGACUAUAGUGUCCCUUUAAACUUUUUGUUCCCCUAGUCAGACACUCUCCAGUUUUCUGAGCACAUGAUUCAACGGAAAUGUUAUUUCCUCCCAUAAAUGAGCAACAUUAAUUUGCACAUGUGCAGUACAUCAGUGAAUGUGUGCCAUGCAGAGUGCUGGGGGUGUAGGCGCUGCAUGGGUCCUGUAGUUAGUGUGCAUCGGUAUGCAGACACUCCUAGAAGCAGGAACAGAUUAAGGGGAUGGAUUAUUACACACUUUUCUAUAAAGAUCAUACUCCUCUCCCCAUUUAAAUAGAUUACAGUUGCGCAGAAACUGUCAUAACAAUGUUUAGUACAUUUGGAAAAUUAUUUAUUUACAGUGUCCCUUUAACAAGUCCAGGUUAAGUGCUAUGUAUGGUUUUAUUCUUCCUUACAGAAAAUAUAUUCUACUCCUAUAGUUAAAAUAUAUAUAUAGUUUUCUUAGUAAACAAUAUAACUAUAUACUGGUAACGGUAAUGAUCCCUUUCUUUUCCUUCCAAUCCUUCGUGUUUUCAGGCCCAGGUGACAUGAGGUUGCACUGCUGUGUAGCUGCCUAUAUUUCGGACUAUUCCUUCCUGGGUACCGCUCUGCUUCCUCACCUGAAGCUCCGCAUGCGUUUUAUGGCAUCACUUGAUCAUUCCAUGUGGUUUCAUGCGCCAUUCAGGGCUGACGAAUGGAUGCUCUAUGAGUGUGAAAGCCACUGGGCUGGUAAGUGGAGAGCAUGAUGGGAGGGAAGUUCACUUUAUAAACGGUGAGAUCCAGAAUGUGAUUAUUUUCAAAAGGUCAUUAUAGAUCCUGUGAAAGGAUGGAGAGAAAGGCAAGUAUAGGCAAGCACUUCUGGUGGAGUGGAUUCUCACAUGUCUAAACUAUGAUACUGUUGUAUGGAAAAUAGUAGUUUUUCUUUUUAAAUCCGUGUCACCAAUAAAGAAUUGUUUCCUGCUGCACAGGGAACUGCCGUGGGCUGGUACAUGGUCGUUUAUGGCGAAGGGAUGGUGUUCUGGCUGUGACAUGUGCACAGGAAGGUGUGUUCCGUGUGAGGCAAAAUGAACCCAGCAGCAAGUUGUGAUCGGAAGUGGCAUUAAUCUACCAACAAAAUCUCAGCAACCAGAAUCAUUAAAUUAUUACUUCAGAUCUGAAAUUCCAUCAUUACCUAAAUAAGCCCUGUGGAAUGUGUUCUCCAAGAGCCAAUACCUCUAUUUGUAAAUAAUUAGAAUAUUAACUAAUUAAUAAAUUUUAUUUUCAGUUGAUCAGGUGAUGCAGACAUUUUGUUUUUCUCUUGAGUUUGUCAAUAUCACUACAUCAAGAAAGAGGUUACAAACCUAAAAAGUGCACUAUAAAGGACUUUCCUUGGAUUCAUGACUUGGUUGAGCAACCAGAACCGGUUGACUUAUAAACUGGGUAUCCCAAAAAAACAUCCUUGUUCUCACAACCCCAGGUUUGUUGUAGCACCAUUGUAUUUAUUUUUUUCCCUUUAAAGAAAAUCCAAAGAAGAUAGCUGGCAGAAGAUCUCCCCAAAAUGGUAGAGUAUUGCAUUCCAGAAAUCCCUCAUAUUCCCUUAAACACUCAGAUUUACAGUCUCUCGAACGAGAACUUCUUUCAGACUGGGAACAUUUUGUGUAGUAUGCCCAGCCUCUUGUAACUUUUGUAAGGCAGCCUCUGAAUCUCUCUUGUCUUUUCCAGCUCUCCAUGACAGCUGAAUAUGAGCAUUUAGAAAAGGCAUUAGCCAAGGGCAGUUAGGGUCCAUUACCUCCUUCAAAAGUCCUACUGCUUGUUCACUGUACAUUUGCGCUUCUACUAAAGUGUCCAUCUCUUGGUGACAAACUACCAGUCCUGCCAACACAAGCAGCCGGUGAGUACUGGGCUCUAGUGGACAAAGCUUGUCUUGAAGGCGCCAAAUAUUUGUCCAAAGUGGAAGUGCUAUAUUAUACAGUCCUGUGCGAGUGAGUUGUUGAGCUUUCUGGGUUUCUUUCAAAUAAAAGAACCCCACGAAAUGAGGGGACCAGCGCAGAGAAGGCAUUGAUGACACAUGGCACAAGAACUGUUCAAAGGCACGACUGCGUUUGGCAAUGGUUUCUGAUGUAAAGUUCCUGUGCAGACGCUUACGUGGAAAAGACACUUCACUCAUUUCAUCUGGGUAGAGAGUGCGCAGGCGACGUUUUAACCGUUCCAGAUCAGAGUAGCGGCAAGAGAUAUAGGCAGGAGAAGGGUCGAAUUUUCCAGAUUGUAGAACAAAGAUGGUGUACACCUAGAAAGAGAAAAGCACCGAUUUUUAGUACGGGGAAUAGUUUUUACAUUUUCAAAGGAAAUUUUAGGAAACUGAGGUAUUCCUACCUAGGUGUUAGAUUGGUAAACCGGCGGUUCUCAACCCCCGACUCAGGGCACAUAACUGGGAUGCUUGUCAUUUUAGUGGGUAUACAGGUUAUUUAUAUUCCAUACUCCUGUGCUAGCAGAAUAAAAAGCAAUUCUACACAGCAAUAGAUUUAUUUUUCAUUCACUGUGUCAACCAG